Molecule: messenger RNA, 575 nt
Organism: Agelaius phoeniceus (red-winged blackbird)
Lineage: Eukaryota; Metazoa; Chordata; Aves; Passeriformes; Icteridae
Gene: PLAC8
Product: placenta associated 8
Source: RefSeq, a predicted model, not a curated record
UAAGUUUAGUUUCAUCUUUGCUACAGCCUCUUUGUGCAGGGAGAGGAGGCAAGGCUGCUCACCAGAAAAGGGCCUAGGAAUGGCUGUCCCAACCGUUGUGACGAUCCAGCCACAAUUUGGCGGGGCCAUGUCUUCUGUCUCGAGAUGCACGUGGCAGACAGGCCUGAUGGACUGCUGCUCCGACUGUGGCGUCUGCUGCUGUGGGAUGUUCUGCUUCCCCUGCCUGGCUUGCCAGGUGGCUGGGGACAUGAACGAGUGCUGCCUGUGUGGGACCAGCGUGGCCAUGAGGACCCUGUACCGCACCAGAUACAACAUCCCGGGGUCCAUUUGCUCUGACUACUGUGUCACCCUGUGGUGCACUGUUUGCUCUGUUUGCCAAAUGAAGAGAGACAUCAACCGCAGGAGGGAGCUUGGCAUAUUCUGAUGCUGCCAUCCUCGCUGCAUCCUUGGAGCUGCUCCAAGCAGGAGUCACCACUGCUCUGACUGUUGGGAAAUGCACCAUGUGGAGCUUGCCUUGACUGCAUUUGAUUUUCUCUACUUAAUUGCAGAAAUAAAGUUUUGAGUUUGUCUUCCUA